Messenger RNA from Staurois parvus, 403 nucleotides. The record is from the annotation of a GenBank genome assembly. NCBI's taxonomy places the organism in Eukaryota, Metazoa, Chordata, Amphibia, Anura, Ranidae.
GUGCCACUUUCAGGUCUCCUCACACUGCUGGUGUGUUCAAUUUUUUGUCAUAGGGUGCUGGCAGAUUACGGGCCUCCCAUAGCUGCUGCCAGGCCCGUAAUCUGCCAUGGGCCCCUGUACCGCCUCCUCAUGCUGCUGCCAGGUCCAGAGUCUCUCAUGGGUCCCUGUACGGCCUCCCAUUGCUGCUGUCUCCAUCGCCACACUCUGCCAUGUGCCACUUUCAGGUCUCCUCACACUGCUGGUGGUUUCCAUUUUUGUCAUAGGGUGCUGUAUGGCCUCCCAUUGCUGCUGCCUCCACCGCCACACUGUGGCUCCACACUCUGGUUUUGGCCCCGUGACUGCCCAAAUGAGUGAAGUGUGCGGUGAUUCUAAGAUCGACGGCACUCAUCUGCAUGUCAUACUG